CCUCUCAAUGCGACCCGACGAGCAGCCGCCCACUCCAAGCCGACAAUGGAGGGCGGCGUCGAUCUUUACCAUGGGCGCUGUCGGCGUCUUAUGUCGCGGGUUCUUGUUCGGAUUGAGCAACACCGAAGUCUACGGCAUGCGCGAAUUCCUCGAGCUUCUCGAUGAACGGGAAAAUGUUGAGGGAAGGCGCCGAGGAUUGAUUACAGUCUCGAAUCAUGUGUCUGUGAUGGAUGAUCCUCUGGUUUGGGGCGUGCUUCCCCUGCGAUAUUUGGGCAAUCCGGACAACAUGCGCUGGGGCUUGGGAAGCUACGAUCUGUGUUUUCAGAACAGAGCACUCUCAACCUUCUUUUCUCUUGGCCAGGUCCUCCCCACGCAUCGCAGCGCCCAUUCCGAGUUCGGUGGCCUGUUCCAACCCACCAUCACUCAAGCCAUUCGCCUCCUCUCACGCGGCCCCUUCGUUCACCCGAACGAUCGUCCAGCGAGGCUGGACAACCCUCGCCCUGACUGCUCCGACCCAUUCAGCUCCGGUCAACUCACCUACUCGACCAACGGUCGCGACACGUUUCCUGCGCCAGCGGCCUACCUCAAUCGUCGUCAUAGCUGGAUACACAUAUUUCCUGAAGGCAAGGUGCACCAGAAAGAAGACAGGACAAUGCGCUAUUUCAAGUGGGGUGUUUCUAGGCUAAUCUUGGAGAGUGAUCCGUGCCCCGAUAUCGUUCCCAUGUGGAUCGAGGGGCCAGAAGAGAUCAUGCACGAGACGCGCACGUUCCCGCGAUUUAUACCCCGGCCGUUUAAGAACGUCAGCAUAACGUUUGGCGAGAAGCUAGACAGUGAGAAGGUGUUUGGCGAUUUGCGCGCCAGGUGGAAACGGAUGCGCGCAAAGGCGGAAGCGCGGGGAAGCCUAGAAGUCGGCGUGCUGAACGAUGCGCUUAGGUACUCAGACGAAGCUGUCAAGAUCCGGAAGGAGUGCACCAUGCGGAUCAGAGCGGCGGUCCUCGCCGUCAGACGGACGCGCGGCCUCCCAGACGAGGACCCCAAGGUCGGCCUCGCGGAGACGUAUGCGAUGGAAGGAAAUAGGGGAGAGGGUAGGAAGGCCGAUGGGAGUAUGGUGAAAGAGACCUGAUAUAUCAGGCUGCUGUAAGAUAGGCAUUGCAGCCUUGCAGGGCGGCGCAGGAAAGGUUGGAAAGCUGCAUUUAGCCCCGAGCAGAGGCAGAGGAUUGGGUAGCGCAGGCAGCGUUGUCAGAUUAGAUCAAGUAAUUCACCCUCAGCGACGCCUGUUCAGCCUCACUG
Messenger RNA from Lindgomyces ingoldianus, 1290 nucleotides. RefSeq lists its product as uncharacterized. Gene Ontology annotation, cellular component: mitochondrial membrane. The transcript has 4 exons. Gene Ontology annotation, molecular function: 1-acylglycerophosphocholine O-acyltransferase activity. The record is from RefSeq and is a predicted model, not a curated record. The coding region runs from base 8 to 1123 and encodes 371 amino acids. NCBI's taxonomy places the organism in Eukaryota, Fungi, Ascomycota, Dothideomycetes, Pleosporales, Lindgomycetaceae. Gene Ontology annotation, biological process: cardiolipin acyl-chain remodeling; inner mitochondrial membrane organization.